Molecule: messenger RNA, 1253 nt
Organism: Nematolebias whitei (Rio pearlfish)
Lineage: Eukaryota; Metazoa; Chordata; Actinopteri; Cyprinodontiformes; Rivulidae
Product: dynein assembly factor 5, axonemal-like
Exons: 6
Coding region: 24-1253 (409 amino acids)
Biological process (GO): cilium movement; inner dynein arm assembly; outer dynein arm assembly
Cellular component (GO): cytoplasm
Molecular function (GO): dynein intermediate chain binding
Source: RefSeq, a predicted model, not a curated record
CGGUUACCAUAACGACAGUCAAGAUGGCGGCGAUGGAGAAAGCUGGAGAUGAACAUGCUGGGUCUGAAGUUUUGAGAGGACUCCACCGACAUCUGAACUGCCUAAACGAGGACAACAAGGCGACAAGAAAGAGGGCUCUUGAGUUUAUAAAGAAAGAGACGAUAGAUAAAGGACUUUCCAGCGGCGUCUUACAGGAGGUUUUUUCUGCCAUCCUCAAGCCUCUCCUCAAAUGUCUGUCAGACCCGAUGGAGAGAUGCAGAGAAACCACUAUUGUCACAAUGACUGAGUUUAUUCGAUGUGUUCCCAACCCUGAGGAAUGUCUGCCUUAUCUUCUGCCCUGCCUGGCUCAUCGCUUUGGGGAGAAGGAGAUCUUAGAGCCGGCGGAGGAGCUUCGACUGUUAGCCGUGGAGAUGUUGACUCUGAUGGUUGAGGUGUGCGGGAAGCAUUUAGCUCCUUAUCUGAACGAAAUUAUGAGCAUUCUUCAGAGAACCAUCGUCGACCCUUUCCCGGAUGUUAAAAGAGAAAGCUGCAAAUGCACUGUAAUCUUUGCGAAGUGUGUGCCAGAACAUUUUCACAUGCAAGCUGAAAGUCUUGUGAAGCCUCUCAUGCUGACCAUAACUCAUCAGCACUCCCGAGUAAGAGUGUCAGUCAUUGAAGCCACUGGGGCGGUCAUUCAGCAUGGCACUGGAAAAAAUGUGGAUGAUGUACUCUCGCACUUGGCACAAAGACUUUUUGAUGAUUCUCCGCAGGUGAGAAAAGCAGUAACUGUAGUUGUUGGUGAUUGGCUUUUAAAUAUGAGAGACCGUUACUCCUAUUUCCACAAACUCAUUCCACUUCUGCUGAGCACCAUGCUCAGGCUCAUAGGAACCAGUCUACAUCAUGAGGCUCUCAACAAGAUUUAUCCCGAGCUGCUGAAGCGUCUGGAUGACAGCAGUGAAGAGGUACGUGGGGUUGCUCUGCAGGCUGUGGGCCUGUGGCUGUCCAGCGUGACCAAAGACUACAACCCUGAGCUCUGUGCUCCUCAUCUGCAGCUCCUCUUUCAGCAGCUCCUCCUGCAUCUGGAUGACCCUGACAGCGCAGUGCAGGACCAAGUGCUCGAAAUCCUGAAGAGUGGCAGCUCGGUCCACCCGGCACUUCUGAAGAGGGAAGCUGAGGCUGUGAGGGACAAACAGCGGAGUCCUUACCACUGUGAUGUCCUCCUUCAGCACAUCAGCUCACUGUCCACAGAGUCUGCACCAGACAGUCCAAAGUAA